Molecule: messenger RNA, 4812 nt
Organism: Schizosaccharomyces osmophilus
Lineage: Eukaryota; Fungi; Ascomycota; Schizosaccharomycetes; Schizosaccharomycetales; Schizosaccharomycetaceae
Gene: rkr1
Product: RQC complex ubiquitin-protein ligase E3 Rkr1
Exons: 2
Coding region: 1-4812 (1603 amino acids)
Biological process (GO): rescue of stalled cytosolic ribosome; ribosome-associated ubiquitin-dependent protein catabolic process
Cellular component (GO): RQC complex; cytosol
Molecular function (GO): ubiquitin protein ligase activity; zinc ion binding; ribosomal large subunit binding
Source: RefSeq, a predicted model, not a curated record
AUGAAGAAAUUUGGAUUUCUUCACGGACAAACUUCGUCGCCGAUGCAAUCUCUCUCCGGAUCCUUUUCAUCUUUACAGAUGGAUACUGGGAUGAAUACUUCCAUGGUCAGCACAAUCUUUGAACCUCCAGACUUGACUACCAUUGAUGCAGAUCUUUUGGUUGUCAUCAAAAGUCUCCAAAAAAGAGAUAUCACGACCAAGUGCCGUGCCUUACAAGAUUUAAUUCAAUGGAAAAAAUGUGAUCAAUUUGAAAAUGAGCAAUUUUUGGAUGCCUGGGCCAUUUUCUUUCCUCGCUUGGCGAUUGAAACAGACCGACGAGUUCGUCAGUAUGCUUUUACAUUUACCGGUCUUUUAUCUUCAACUCUUCAAAAAAAACUUGCACCAUGGCUCAAAUCCUAUAUCGCACCCUGGUUGAUGGGUUUCUUCGAUUUUGAUAAAUCAGUUUCCUCAGCUGCCCGCGAUUCACUCAGAAAACUACUCUCAGAGGAUAAGUGGUCUCAUGUUUGGAUGAAGUACGGGAAUGUUCUGGUUGAUAAUAUUGUGGAUAUCUUGAUGUAUGAAACUGUUGAUUCAAUGUCUGAUUUACGAUUCAUUUCCAACGAAGACGCUGAAGCCAAAUAUGAACGUACUUGUGCGUGCUGCUUUUCUGUUCUUUCCUUUCUGCUGAAUCAAAAUCUAACCAAUGACGCGCGUUCUGUAGAUGAAGAUUCAAAAGCACAAGGCUUUCACAAGCAUUACUUUGAGGCAAUCUCCAUGUUGCUUGAAUCUAAGCAAUUAUGGGAUCUCCUUUCCUCUUCUCAUGGGAUCAUUAAACUCAGAUUGUUUCAAUAUUUACAAACUCUUAUUCAUUCCAAUAAGGACUUCUUUUCCCCGUAUAAAGAUAAAAUAAUAAACCUCGUGCCGCGUAUGCUUUCCCGAUCUGACAGUAUUUCAUGCGUUUCUUUGUUAGGAAUGUUGUCUUACUUGUUAGCCGUUUAUCCUUCUUCGUCUACUACUUUGGCAAAUCAUUCGAAACGUCCUAUGCGAAAGUGUUUACAGAAUCUCCUUCGUAAACGAAUAGCACUACCGAAUUCUGGCUUUUACACAGCUUUCAUGACUUUAAUGACGCAUUUUUCUACUGAAGAUCUCGUCCCUUCCACAGAAGAUUUGGCCGAGUUUUCUAAUGCGUUUUUGGAAGUUGCUCAACAAGAACAACGUGUUUUCGCGACUCAAGUCUACAGCUGUUAUUUUGAAUUUCUGUCGUUUGUUUUUAAUUAUUCCUCGGAUUCCCGGAUGAAAGAUACAGUAUUAGAAAGCCUCAAGUCGAUGUUUAUUUCCUAUUUCGAAGGAAAUAUGACCCCACAAUGUCCUGUUUUAGAGUUCGAUAAAUGUUUGCAGAACAUAUUUCGUAAAAACGAAAAUUUUUCCAAUUUGUGGAACGAGGUCUUAUACAAUUUUUAUGAAUCUCAUCUUGUUCCCGACUCUGUGUCAUUUGAAGUCAUUUCUAGAUCUGUUACUCUGGCCGUGCAAACGGCUCUGAGUUUUAAGAAUAAUGAUAGGCCUUAUAACGUCGAAUAUGAACGUAAAGUACAACCUUGCUUACAGUUUUUGAUGCGCCUGUCUGCUAACGAAAAUAAUCAAUUUGCUGGUCUUGCUGUUUUGCAUCUUACCAAGCUUUGUCAUGUUUUUGAAAAAACAAAGUUUACCCACUUUGUCCAACAGGACUUUAGCGAGUAUUUACUAAAUUUUUUACCAUCUAUAAUAUUGAAUCAGCCGUCAAAAACGACGUAUUUGAAUUUGCUUCAUGAGAUCGUCUACUUGCUUAGAGAUUCCGAGAAUGUUAGCACUCUGUGGAUUUCUGUUAUUGAUCAGUUGAUGACUGAACCAUUAAAUACCGAAGUUAUAAAAUCACUUCCUUCUAGUUUUUCAAAUUCCCGCUUGAAUGCUAAAGUUCCGUUGGUGGAUUCCCUUGUUUCUUAUUAUGAUGAGACUGUGUCUAACCUGAUUGAACAACAGCAUUACAGUUCGAGUCUAAUAAAACUUACCAUUGAUGCGAAAGAUAUUCUUAUCCCUGCCAAAUUGGUUGAAAAAUUUUUAGGCAUGACUACAAACAGUUUUGAUGUGAAUAUGCCACAAAGUCAUUUGGAAAAUUACUUAAAUAUUUUAUGUUGCGAAUUUCACUCCUUAGGCCAUAAUCUGGCUGAUGUAUUUGCACAAAAUGAAAGCCUUUAUUUAUUAUAUCCUUUGCUACUAAUAGACCCCAAGUUUUCUACCAUUGAUGGCCAUCUGCGUAAUAGUUUAAUUGAACAAUUUAAUGCGGAAUGUCAGAAGAACAGUGGUUUUAUGAAAUCUCUUUGCAUUAUCGUUUCGGACUGGAGUCGUAAGACCAUUUCGGGAGAUAAACACGACAUACAUAAAUUGGCGCAAAUGGUUGUAAGACUUGCAAAAUCUCAUAAAGAAAAUGUUCCCUUGUCUUUGUUUUGUUACCCUAAGGAGUUUUGGAUUUCUGCAUUGGCUCCGAUUGAACAUUUUUUUGCCAAAAAUUAUUUUGUUGAUCAAGUACCUUGUCUUGGAUUCUCGGAAUCGGUUGAAAAAAGCCAAUCUGAUGAAGUUGUCAAUAGCAAAACCGUUGCACAACUUUUUAAUGCUUCACUUUACUCAUUGGUAUUUUGCGAACACGACGAAGUAACCUCCGAUCUUAUCCUGUAUUUGUCUUUGUCAUACGUUGUUUUUUCUAUCUAUGUUCAAAAUGGUGGUGAACUUUUUUCUGAUAUAUCUAUUGAGAGUGCUAACGACUUUUGCCAAAGAUGUGAGAAUUUGUUUAAGAGACUAUUCAGCGACAUAGCUGACAAUAGUUCAUUAUCCUUUUAUUUAAGCAUCCUUGUUCAACCUCAAAGCAAUAUCGGAUGUGCUAUCCAAGAGCUGAUAAUGAUAGCUGUUUCUUCUUCUGAUUUAAUGAGUGUUUUUGCCGGUCAAACUAUUACAGAUCUAUUGAAGUUAGCUUCUUCAAUGUUUCCUUUAAGCUCUGAUGAAUUUGAAACUUUAUGUAACAGCUUGGAUAUUCUCGCGUCAAAGUCAGACAUCUUAGUUGUAGCCCUUCUUGAAGGAUUCAAACCUCUUGAGCUGGAUUCAAGUGUCGUCGCAAAGUUAAGAUUUAGAAGUGCUAGUCAACUAUCUGGUAAGUUGGUAUCUAGCCCUUCUGUAACCAAUGCUUUAAUGAUGCUGAAUGCAGCUACGCCAACUGGAGACGAUUCGAAAGUGCUGCUGCCCAUAACCCGUUGUCCAUUACUCUUAACAAGCCUUACUGAAUGGGCAACUGGCGUUGCUACAAAAUCAUUGGAUUUAUUGUCAUUGUCUCUGUUAUUGAGAUUUCUUCAUGGUUUUCUACCCUCCGUUCAAAAGUUUACGGGUCCUUACUGGAAUCGAAUUUUUGAAUUAAUAAAAUUCACACUUAAGCUUUCUCCAGUUGAUAUUCCUAUAGUAAAGUCUAUGGAGCUUUACGCACUCCGCCUAUAUCUUGCGCUUACGAAAAUUUCGGACAGAAACGACGACAUUUACGAUGGGCUUCUUGAACAGGAUGAUGAUAUAAACUAUCUUGGAGUGAAAAGUUUCCUUUCUAGCCAUGAAUCUAGUCUAAAGUCUUCAGUAACCGUUGGACUCUGCAAUAGCUACCUUGUACGAAUAUUAGACAGUUGUUCAGAAAAGAUUAUAGCAAAAAUUCCCUAUCAAGAGCUUUAUCCUAAUUUGCUUGACUUUUCGGAUUUGCAAAACGAAGGCACGUGUAUGAAGUUAUUGUAUGAAAAAAUCUCGAGUGAAGUUAAAGACUUGACGGUGUAUUAUUUGGUUGAAAGCACUUCUGAACCCGACGUUUCUUUCGCUCCGGAAUUGCUUUCCAUACUCAUUGAUUACGCUGAAAAUCCUUUAACUCUCUUAGGUGAAAUUGAUACUAUGGAAUCUGCUCUACGAUCUUAUCUUUUAGCAUGGGACCUUGUUUUCCACCAUUUUGAAGAAACGACAUACCAAAUUAAGCUUGCUCUCACCGAACAGUUGUUGUCGAUGGAUCUAGUAAGACCAUUACUUGCGAUUAUUGUAGAAGUGCUCCAGUUGUCCUAUGAUAGGCCUGUCGAUGUAAGUAAUUAUUCAAAAACAUCCUAUAACCUUAUGGACUAUGCUUCUCCGCUACAUCGAACUCGAUGCCUGUGUACGUAUAUCUAUUAUCAAUGCUUGAGACAUUUAUCUUCAGCAGUCCGUGGAUACUGGUCGGAAAUUAAGAAUAGAGCCUUUACAUACACAGUUGAGUCAUUCACAGAGUCUAACGUGUCUCCAUUAUUAAUUUCUGCUUCUCUGGAUGAUGUAGAAAAGGCGAUUUCUUCGUCGACCUUUGAAACCUCUGGAGAUACCGUUGUCAAAUUGAACAGAAAUACAAAAGAAAUAUCUUUUAUAUAUCACGUUGAUGAGCAUAAACUUGAGAUGGCGAUUAGGAUACCUUUGGCUUACCCUCUUCAUCAAGUACAAGUGGAAGGAAUUGAAAGAGUUGGUGUGAAUGAACGACAAUGGCGAGCAUGGAUUCUGGCUUCCCAAAGUAUUCUGACAUCCCAAAACGGCUCAAUAAUUGAUGCUUUACAAUUGUUGAAGAGAAACAUUUCGAUGCACUUUGAAGGUGUUGAAGAGUGUGCAAUUUGCUACUCUGUGUUGUCGGUUGAAAGAACAUUACCAAACAAGCGCUGCAAUACAUGUAGACACAAGUUUCAUGCUUCUUGUUUGUAUAAAUGGUUCAAAUCUUCGAAUGCUAGCCGGUGCCCAUUGUGCCGUAGUAGCUUUACCUUUGUGUAA